GGUGUCUGUCCCCCGACCGCUUAGCCAGCACAUUUGGUUGAGUUCUCACACAUCGUAAGUAACAUGAUGCGGUGGCGGCAUCCGCUUUAUUAUUUUGUGGCUCAUUUUCCCUGGGGCGGCCGCAAUUUCCGCUAGAUUGGGCGCCAAGUGUGCGUUCGAACCGAAUUCACCACACAGAGCUUUUGCUGAAAAAAACUCACCACGCUGGCAGAGUGUGCGCAAGCAGAAAAGGCUUUCGGCCCUACGACAACUUUGCACGCUGUUGUUAUUGCUUUUUGGGGGGUGGCCGGGUGGUUGGAUGGGUACUAUGCAGGGGGUGGUGGGUGAAAGACUACUCUGCGUGGUGGCCAAGGCGUCGGCGGCUUCAUUAACGGUUCGUCGUUGCUGGCAAACGGUUCUUCGUCUCCUCAAAAAAUUCACCUGAAAAAAUACAAAAAAAAAAAAAGUUACGAUUUCGAAAUUGUAACGUCAAGUCAAUAUCGAAAAAUGCUCAUUAAACUUAAGAUUAAUUAAGCAAAAUAAAUUAAAAAAAAAAAAUCGCAAACAAAAGUGUUUCAGUGUAUUCCUGUGGGAGUGUUUGUGAUUACAAAAAUUUCUAAACGAACAUAAAAAUUCAAAAAUUCAAGCAAAAUUUUGAAAAUCAAACGAAGCAUAUUGAAUUAUUGCCACGGCUGGAAAUUCUGAUUUAGGCAAUCCCCAGUGUAAUCCAAUGACUGAGGAGGAGGUUUUUGGCGAUUUACAGGAAAUUAUCAAUGCCAGCAUGGAGUUGAACGGUGGGGCCACCGGAGGCAACAGAGUGGGUGGUGGCGCUAUAGGCGGCCAACAGCACAUAUUAUCGCAGUCGACCUCCUUGCCGGUAAUGCCGUCGCACCUGCCACUCCACCUACAGAACCAGAACCAGAACCAGAAUCUAAAUCAGAAUCCGUUAAAGCCAAGUGCCAAAAGUGGACCCCACUUGCGCAUUGUGGAGGAGCCGACGAACAAUAUAAUCCGCUUUCGUUACAAGUGCGAGGGUCGCACCGCCGGCUCGAUUCCGGGCAUGAACUCCAGCCCGGAAAAUGGCAAGACCUUUCCCACCGUCGAGGUGUGCAACUACGACGGCCCGGUAAUCAUCGUGGUGUCCUGCGUGACCAGCGAGGAGCCCUAUCGUCAGCACCCCCACAGGCUGGUCAGCAAGGAGGAGGCGGAUGCCUGCAAGUCGGGCAUUUACCGGAAGCGCUUGGAGCCCCAGGAACGACGACUGGUGCUCCAAAAGGUUGGCAUCCAGUGCGCCAAGAAGCUGGAGAUGCGCGACUCCCUGGUGGAGCGGGAACAGCGAAAUGUCGAUCCCUUUUGCGCCAAAUUUGAUCACAAAGACCAGAUCGACAAGAUCAAUCGGUAUGAGCUGCGCCUCUGCUACCAGGCCCUAAUCCAAGUGGGUAAGACAUGGGUGGCCAUGGACCCCGUCGUAUCCUCACCGAUCUACGGCAAGAGCAAUGAGCUGACCAUCAACCGGCUGUGCAGCUGCUCGGCCCAAGUGACCGGCGGCAGCGAGAUCAUCAUGCUGUGCGAGAAGAUCGCCAAGGACGACAUCGAGGUGCGGUUCUACGAGACGGACAGCAACGGACGGGAGACGUGGUUCGCCAACGCCGAGUUCCAGCCCACGGACGUGUUCAAGCAGAUGGCCAUCGCCUUCAAGACGCCGCGCUACAAGAACACCGAGAUCACACAUAGUGUCAAUGUGGAGCUAAAAUUGGUGCGACCUUCGGAUGGAGCGACGAGUGCCCCGCUGCAGUUCGAGUACUACCCGAAUCCAGGUACGGUAACCUUUGCCCGGCUCCAGCGAAAGUUGAAGCGCCGCCAAGAGCUGGACGUGUUCCAGCAGAUCCUCUCCCUCGAUAGCGAAACGACGGCCACGAAAUACUCGUGCCCACCGAUGGACUUGGAGGAGGACAACAAUACGGUUUCAUCCGACGACCAGCAGAGUUCCGGAACUCUUAACGAAUUCGAGAUUGCGGUGAAGAAGCUACAGAUGCGUCAACGGGGUGAAUCAAACGAAAUGGAUGGAGGCACAGUCACCGAGUACACGGACAACGACAACGAACCGGACAUGGAGAUUGAGCUGGAGGUGCCACAGUUGUUGCCCCAACUGGCUGACGACUGCACCCAGACAUCCACGCCCAUGGAUGAGAUAUUGCAGCAUCCCCAGCUGCAGUCGCGUCCCCUGACCAAUGUGGACAAGAUUACCGAGUGGAUGAAGAGCAGCGAGUUCGAGAGAACGGAUAGCUUGACGGUGGAAAACGGUGAUACCCAGUCGCUAUCGAAUAGCACGGCCCAAACAGCAUUCACCAAUGUCAGCAGUUUGACGGCCAAUACGACCAUAACGAAUCAGUUGGAUGAGGAGGCCCUUGGACUCUUGGCCAGCGGUUCUCGCCGGGAUACCCUCGAGAAUCCGGCCGUAAAAGAGCUGCCGGAUAACGAAAAGGAACACGAAAUGGUUUCGGCCAGUGCCCAGGCCUCAGUGGAUUUGGAUGAGAAUUUCGAUGAGACAGCCACAUAUACGAGCCUGCAGAUAGCUUUUAACAAUCCCAUUAAAAUAGGCCUGCCCAAAGAGAACAAACAGGGCGUUCAGAUUUAUCCGCCCUCCAAUCCGUUUGGCCAAUUGGAUGAUGACGAGCUGGUGGUUCUGACAAAUCCACCAGCUCCGCGGAUUAAAGUGAAUGCUGCCCAGACCCCAGCCACGCCCCCCCAUUCACCGCCCCUGCCGCUGCCACCGCGAACUCCAUCGCCCGUUUGCGAUCAAAGACUACCGCCCUUGCCACCGAAACCGCAGCGAAAUUCCCAGGACCUGAGCAUUGUCAGUGACUCAAUGUCUGUCAGUCGGUCAAGAAAUGGCAGCCUAAGUUCCGCUAGAACCACACCUUCGCCCAUUAUAAUAAUGCGAACACCCGAUCAAAGUCCCACCAAAAGGCAACCGACGCCCAGUGUUUCGCCCAAGAAGCGUCAGGGAUUCUUUUCGAGAUUCUUUACGCGCCGCAAAAGCCGGGCGGACGAUGAGGAAUCCAUGACACCCGGUGGUAGUCCCAAUAGACAAUUGCCCGGUGGAUCCAAGGCCACCACACCCACCGGCAGUCGGGAGCCCAGUGUGGCGCACUUUUCAUUGGGAGAUCCCAAUCGCAGCUCCACACGAUCCAUGCAACCGCUGGGGAAGAAUGAGGGCAGAAAUGGCAAGCCAGUGGGUCGAAGUUCAAGUAGUGUGUCGGGAAAAAGACCCGCCCACCUGGAUGCGGAUGUGAUCCACAUACCGCUGAAGGGAGGCGACAGCGAGAACAGUUUGCUCCGGCCGGAGAGCUACUCGAACGCUAGUACCCUCAGCUAUGGUCGACCGCUGGACAGGAAGACCCUGAGCACUCUCCAGCUGGCAGAUAUUCCCAUAAGUGAUGGCCACAUGGAGUUGAUAGCCAUUGCCGACCGGCAGAGUAUCAAGAAUCUGUGCGAGGGCGCCUACGGUGUCGUACUGGAUCCCAGUGUCGAUCUCUCCGAGGCGGAACACUUUGCCCUGUACACCACCAGAAGUCCGGAGCCACCGUUUGGCGGGGAGUUGGGCGAAGGCGGAGCAGCAGGUGGUGGGGCAUCGGGCGGUGUGGAUGCGACGGAUUUCCUCAGUGCGGAUGAAAUAGCUCGACGGCUGGCGGAGGCCAAUGGCCUGGAGUAGGGAUAAGGGGGAGAUGAAGGCGUUACGGGUAACUGAUUUGAGGGUAAACAAGAAUAUAAUGCAAUUUUUGAAACAAUUUUAAAGCAUUUAUUUUGGAAAACAAAUUGCCUCCUAAGCAAAGGGUAACAUACAAAUUUGUA
Molecule: messenger RNA, 3834 nt
Organism: Drosophila gunungcola (fruit fly)
Lineage: Eukaryota; Metazoa; Arthropoda; Insecta; Diptera; Drosophilidae
Gene: Dif
Product: dorsal-related immunity factor Dif
Exons: 5
Coding region: 710-3694 (994 amino acids)
Biological process (GO): regulation of transcription by RNA polymerase II; innate immune response; cellular response to stress
Cellular component (GO): cytoplasm; nucleus
Molecular function (GO): DNA binding; DNA-binding transcription factor activity
Source: RefSeq, a predicted model, not a curated record